Capsicum annuum is the source of this 2065-nucleotide messenger RNA. Its product is annotated as acetylornithine aminotransferase, mitochondrial. Gene Ontology annotation, biological process: arginine metabolic process. Gene Ontology annotation, cellular component: chloroplast stroma. Lineage: Eukaryota; Viridiplantae; Streptophyta; Magnoliopsida; Solanales; Solanaceae. The record is from RefSeq and is a predicted model, not a curated record. The coding region runs from base 262 to 1641 and encodes 459 amino acids. Gene Ontology annotation, molecular function: identical protein binding; pyridoxal phosphate binding; transaminase activity. The transcript has 3 exons.
AAGUCAUAAUUAUCUUGCGUGGCGAAUAUUUAAAUUAAUUACCAGACGCAGCUAAGAUUUCAUUUCUUUUGUAUUUGUAUAUUUUGUCCCACGUGCAUCUCAUUGGAACAUAUAUUAAACAUUUCUGAUCUGAGUGUAUUUUUUUUGACUAAGAAUAAUACUCUUUUCCUAGCUUUUUCGUAUUUAUUACUUAUCAAAAUCCUUAUUCCACCCUCCAAAAAUCUCUGUAAUUUUGUGUAAAAUCUUUUUCCUUCAUCAACAAUGAGCUAUUCGUCAUCCAUUUUUCUCAACAACUGUUUUCCUUCUCUUUCGGGUUCGGGUUCGGGUUCGACCCGACUUCACCAUUCCUUCACCAAUGCAAAAUUCCCCUUCAUCGCCGGCAGGGCUAGCCUUAGUAUGGAAGCGCAGACAGUGGAUUUGAGCAAAGAGGUAAUAAUGGAGGAAUUUAAUAAGUAUUUUGUGGGUACCUAUGCUAGGGCACCAUUGGUAUUGUCCAGUGGCAAAGGAUGUAAAUUGUAUGACAUGGAAGGGCGAGAGUAUUUGGAUUUGACUUCUGGUAUUGCUGUGAAUGCACUUGGACAUGGUGAUCCUGAUUGGAUUAAUGCUGUUACUCAACAAGCUAAUGUGUUAACUCAUGUUAGCAAUGUUUACUAUUCUCUCCCUCAGUUGGAGCUUGCAAAACGCCUUGUUGCUAGUUCUUUUGCAGACCGUGUUUUCUUUUCAAACUCUGGAACAGAAGCAAAUGAAGCUGCAAUUAAAUUUGCAAGGAAGUUUCAGAAAUUCUCGCAUCCAGAUGAGAAGCAACCUCCCGUGGAGUUUAUUGCCUUCUCCAAUUGUUUCCAUGGGAGGACCAUGGGUGCUGUUGCUUUGACAAGCAAAGAACAGUACAGGUCACCUUUUGAACCUGUAAUGCCAGGAGUUACUUUCCUGGAGUAUGGCAAUGUUCAAGCAGCAAAAGAACUAAUUCAGAGUGGUAAAAUAGCUGCUGUAUUUGUCGAACCAAUCCAAGGUGAAGGUGGCAUAUACAGUGCAACAAAAGAUUUUUUACAAUCACUGAGGACUGCCUGUGAUAGUGCAGGUUCUCUUCUUGUCUUUGAUGAGGUUCAAUGCGGCCUAGGAAGAACUGGUCAUCUCUGGGCGCACGAAGCUUAUGACAUAUACCCAGAUAUAAUGACUCUUGCAAAGCCUCUUGCUGGAGGUCUACCUAUUGGGGCAGUGUUAGUAACUGAAAGAGUUGCUGCUGCCAUCAAUUAUGGGGAUCACGGUAGCACCUUUGCCGGCGGUCCUCUUGUUUGCAAUGCUGCAGUUGCUGUGCUGGACAAGAUCUCCAAACCAGGUUUCCUUGCCAGUGUCACAAAGAAAGGUCAAUAUUUCAGGGAAUUGCUUGUCAAGAAAUUAGGAGGGAACUCGCAUGUGAGAGAAGUACGAGGUGUGGGGCUUAUUAUUGGGGUCGACCUCGAUGUACCAGCAUCUCCGCUGGUUGAGGCAUGUCAACAAUCUGGCCUUCUUGUAUUGACGGCAGGAAAAGGAAACGUUGUGAGGCUUGUACCACCAUUGACCAUCACAGAGCAAGAAUUGGACCAUGCAGCCGAGAUCUUGUUCAAUUGUUUGCCUGUACUAGAUAAGUCCGCCAAUAACUAGGGUUAAAUGAAGGUUUCUUGCAUUUCACUUCUAUGGGGAGCUUCACAGGAUCGUGCUGAUGGAGAUCACUUUCAUGUUGUAUUUGUAUUUGAUAUUAAAGGUAUCGUCUUCUAUGAAGCUCAUGUUGUACCUGAUUGUGUCAUUCUGUUGGCUGAUAAAGAUUCAUUUAGGAGCAAACUGGUUAUCAGAAAUACAGUUGAUCUCCUUUACACUUUUCCUGUCGAAGUGAACGGUCAGUUUUUUAAGUUUUAGAUGUAUCGUCAAUUUCCACCAAGCUGAAUCAAGCUGAUUGAUGGUAUCCCCUGUAAUAAAAUUUAUAUCCAGUUUUCGGAAGAGGCAAUGGCGUGCAGUGCCAUGUAUGUAAUCUUGUGUGGUUUAUUAACAUAAGUUCUUGUCGUGAAAAGAGGCAAGUUAGUUAUUACUA